UAAACAUACAAAGAAUAAUCCACCAACAUGGAUCACUGUUGUCUCGUUCCUUUGUGUGCUUUUUACACUGUCUGCUCACAAGGUCCCAUCAUUGAAGUAUGAGCUCAGGGAGCAUAACACAGUUUGUAUUCAGUCUGUGUGACAGGCGGCAAAGCAGCAAUCUUGUCUGUCGAAAGACAAUAAUUCCACUCAGCUGCCAUGUUGUGCACACAAAUGUGCUAUGCGAUAUUGGUCCUGAAAUUUGUCACCUCUCAAAGUGAAAUUUAAAGUCUGUGAAGAUCCUCCCAGGAUAUUUGAUUUUUAAUGCACACUUUACACCUCCCAGAGUCUGCUUGUGCUCUCACACUUGUACGGAUACUGUUUUAAUUUUAACAUGUGAUUUUUAUUACUUUUUUAAAAAUCUAUUCAAUCAGGAAAGACACAAAUUAACAUUAAUGGUGAAAGUUUAUUUAAUAAAGACUUUGGCAUUGACGCUGUCGAUUAAGGAGAUGUAUGGCGAUAGAGCCCUAUGAAUAGCAGCCAUUCUGAGAACCCCCGAGGGAGCCUUAGAUGGGGCCUUAACACUGGAACACUGGUGGUGGUGCAGUGGUGGAAGGGCGAAGUUGCAAGCAGCAUAGACAGCAAUGACAGCAGAGAGAGACAACAUAGGUGGUUUAAAUAUUCUUUAGAAAAGACGAUCACUGGAUGAUAUAAGCCUGCACACAGCCCCGGUGAAAUCAUUGGACAGUUGUGGAGAGGUGGAGUCUCAGUGAGGUGACGAGAUAAGGCUGGCUCGAGUCUUCCCGCUCGAGCUUAUGCUAAAAGCUUCAUUUGUUGAUUUUACACAUGAUGACAAUUACACAACUUCAUCCUCCCACUGCUGCUUCAAAGAGAAAUCUACAUUUCAUCCAGAGUGUAAAUAAUUAAUCGACUUCUUUAGACAGUUGAAAGAAAAUGUAUCUGCAACUGUUCUGAUAGUCAAUUAGUUGUUGGAGUCAUUUUUCAAGCAAAAAUUAUAAACAUUGUUUGGGUUCGAGCUUUUCCAAUGUGACAUUUUUCGGCUGUUCUCUAAUCUAUAUUAUUGUAAAUUGAAUAUCUUUAGGUUUUGGGAUUUCUUUCAGAUGAGGCAAGUACAUGUCACCUUUGUCCCUGUGAAACUGUGAUCUGCUUUUUUUCACUAUGUCCUGACAUUUAAGCAAUUAAUUGGUCAACUGAGAAAAUAAUAGACUAAUCGAUGAUGAAAAUAAUCGUUAGUUGCGUCCAUCUUCAGGAAAUGACUUUUAUCACAGAUUAGUUACAAGAAAAACAAAGUCAAAGCACACCAGCCAUACACAACUCCAUAUCCACAUGUGCACAACCAUCCAUGUCUAAACUAAACAGACAGGUCAGACAAAAAUCCAUUAUAAUCACUCCACAAUGUCAGUGCAGAUGUAUCCUUGACAAAGUCACAGCAAGUAAAAAAUACAUGUAAAAAGCUGAAUAGGUGCCACAUGCGGGCAUUAGGCUACUUUCUUGGAGAGGCUUUCUGCAUUGUAAUAGUUGCACUCUGCUUUAGGGUUUGCAUUACAGUCAAGUCUUGAGCUUUUUAGCCAAUGUUCUCCAUGAUUGAAAUUCUCAGUCAGCCAUCAAUCUGCAUUAUAGACUGGUUUCCCCUUGUCUGGUGGGGGCUAACUGAAACAGAUUGAGACAGCUCUUGCUCACUGCAUCACUAAUGGCUGCCGAUGAAAGACGUCUCUGUGCAGUUGACCCGUAUGUGGAACAGGAUCACGUCGCAGCUCGGAGCGAACACAGCUCAAUAUAGGCAGUCUCUUCAGCAUCAGUCACCAGUCAACAGCAUCCUCAUCCUAUUGACAAAAUGUUGCCCAGGAAUAGAAUCUAAUCACAGGGUUUGGACGGGCUCUAGUUCUCCUAAUGGUUUACCAUUAGCUGACUGGAACAAAGCCCAAAGUAUAGAGAAAUAUAGCAACAUAGGCCAUUCCAGGGUGUCUGGUAAUAAUGGCUUCUCAAUUAUUUCCAUGGCACCUGCAUACUCCUCUGUGCCUAUACAACAGCAACCAGAAGAGGGUGAUAGAGAAAAUUAUAAAUUGCUCACCUCUAUCCUUCUCAUUACUUUCUGUCGGCCAACCAGGAGCACAUUAGGAACAUUAGGUCAUUUGUUUUUCAAUAUUAAGUUAUUAACUUAUCAUCAUUAGUGUAGUAUUUUGUUUACAAUGUACUUAUAAAAGAAACGGUUUCUUUUUCUUGUUUUUGGCAAAAAUUAAACAUCCAGGAAGCCUCAUUAUUAUGAAAUUAAUGAAGUCAAAAUCAUUAAAGCCGUUUCAAUGAUAUGAAACAUGAUUUAAACUGUAAAAGAUGGCCUUUAGCACAUUUCUUGGUAUUAGUCUUGUAUCAAAUAUGCAUGCAUGUCUGCACUGUCUUAUAUUUUCAGGGUUGGCGAGGCCUGUGGUAGUGGGGUCCAAUGUGACAUCUUUUCAUGGGGUCCAAAAUCCCUGGCAGCAGCCUUGAAGACAUCCCUCCAUUAAUCUGAGGAAAGCUAAAAUCAGAGGAAUAUGCAUCUUCUCCAUUCAUCUGAUGCAGGACUGCAGCCUAAGUGAAACCAUUUCCGAGGCAUUUAGCAGGCGGGACACAACAGAGUCAUUACCUGCAUGGCAUAAUUGACAGUGAACACAGGCAAUCCUGUUAAUUGAUUACCUAGGCCCGCACUAAUGGAAAAUGCAAAGCCUCAUUGUAUCUUCCAUAAAGCCCCUGUCAGGAACAUUUCCACACAAAGACGCCUGGAAGCAGACCCAAUAAUGUCUUGCCCCCGGGGGACCUCAACAUCUGAAGACCUUUCAGACUGUUUUAAUCCAGUGCAUAAGCACCUAAAGGAUGAUGGUGUGGUCAAAUGUUUCAUAGAGACACUGUAGCCUAUCUGGCACGGAGCUGAUCAAAAACAGAAUUAAGAACCCCAAGGGGAGCACGCGCCUCUACAGACAUAUAACUUAAUUAAGAGUAGGCUACACCCAGUUGCUGUUUUUUUUCUUUCUCCCAUCCAGGUUGAGAUGAGGAUGCGGGGGUUUGGGCCCCUCUCCCCUCUCGUGCAGGAUUCAGCCUCCAGCUCCUCCUCUGAUGCAUCGUUUGCAUCAGUAGACUUUGGAGCACUUGUCCGCGCGCUGCUGCUGCACCUCCCCACAGUGCAUUCACGGACUCCACUUUACCAGGUGAUGACAGACAGACGCUCAAGAGUGAAGAUGAUGUGUUUGUAACACGCCUGAAGUCGGAAUUAACGUAGAAUGGAGACGCGCCUCGGUUACUGCCUUUUUAUCAUUUUCUCUGAGUGGAUUUGGCUCUUCACCCUAACUUCCAUCCUGGGCGGAACAAAAGCGGAGGUGAGGUGCAUUCCCUCGUGCCAGCUGCCGCUAGUCACAGCGUUUCCCCGGGAACUCUCGGCGCAGGAAUUGGAUCAUUUUGGCGAGGCACCAGCAGAAGAAUUUGUUGGAUUUAACGAGGGGUCACCGGGCGCCAAACCCAGCGCCGGCGGGGACGAAAAGCACAACGUUGCGGAAUUAACCGCGAGCGAAGAAAGUUCGUCCAAAGUACAGUCACGGUUACGGGGAAAUAAAACAAGUUGCCUCCAGAAGGACGUGUUAAACGGCCAACAAAAACUUUCCCACUCCAAAGUGUUUCCUCGCGCGUUUAGCCCUUUCCCUAAAAACGUGACCGAUAACAGCAGCGGUGAUGCAAAAAACAACAGCUUUUAUGGAGAAAAUGGGGCGCAGGCUGAUGUGACGGUGAACGAGGACAAGGAUGUGGCCAGUUGGAGACGAACACGGAGGAGCGCAGAGACUUGGUCCGGAUUCAGAGCCGAGGGCGGGGAUGAGGCUUCGUUUUCGGACCAGGAGGAGUUUCAGCUCACAAGUUCGACAUUUGCACUGAGCGGGGACACGGCUCAUAACCAGGCGAUGGUGCACUGGUCCGGACAGAACAGCAGCGUGAUCCUCAUGUUGACAAAAUACUACGACUUCAACUCUGGCAGAGUAACAGAGAGUUCUUUAUGGAGGUCAACUGAUUAUGGGACCACAUAUGAGAAACUUAAUGAGAAAGUUGGGCCAAAAACCAUACUGAGCUACUUGUACGUAAGUCCGAACAACAAAAGGAAGAUCAUGUUACUGACCGACCCGGAGGUGGAGAGCAGCCUGCUCAUUAGUCUUGACGAGGGGGCGUCCUAUCAGAAACACAGCUUAGCCUUUGAUAUCCUCAGCCUGCUUUUUCACCCGGAGCAGGAAGACUGGAUUUUGGCUUACAGCCACGACCAAAAGCUCUAUGUCUCUGUUGAGUUUGGGAGGAGGUGGCAGCUUGUGCAUGACGGCGUCGUCCCCAACAGAUUCUACUGGUCCAGGCUGGGUUUAGAUAAAGAGCAAGGAAUGAUUCAUCUGGAGAUCAGUGUCUCUGAUGGACGGUCACAGUACAUAACUUGUAAACUUCAGAACUGCUCUGAUGGAAACAAGGGCAAGCCUUUCCCUGGAUUUAUCAUCCCUAAUUCCCUGGUGGUUCAGGAUGAAUACGUUUUCAUCCAGGUGCCAAUAGGUGGCCAGUCUGUCCAUUAUGUGUCCUAUAAAAGAAAUGCUUUCUACCCGAUGAAGCUUCCUAAGUACACUCUGCCAAAGGAUUUGCAGAUAAUCAGCACAGACGAUAACCAGGUGGUUGCAGCAAUUCAGGACUGGCACCAGAAUGACUCCUACAACCUGUACAUGUCUGAGUCCAGAGGACUGCUGUUCACCCUGAUGCUGGAGAAUGUUGUGAGCAGUGGAGGACCUGAGGGCAACAUCAUGAUAGACCUGUAUGAGGUUGCAGGGAUUAAAGGGGUGUUCCUGUCAAAUAAAGUUGUUGAGAACCAAGUGAAAACUUAUAUCACAUACAACAAGGGGAGAGACUGGCAUCUUCUUCAGGCUCCAACAACCGAUCUCCAGGGAAACAAGGUCUAUUGUGAACAACCGUUCUGUUCGUUACAUCUGCACCUUCAUGUGUCGGAGAAUCCUUACACCUCGGGAAACAUUGUCAGCAAAGACUCAGCUCCAGGAAUUAUAAUAGCAUCGGGUGUGGUUGGACCUGAGCUGACCAGUACUAAUGUCAGUAUUUUCAUCACAUCUGAUGCUGGAAAUACCUGGAGAGAGGUUUUUCAGGAGGAGUACAGUGUGUUUUUCUUGAAUCAAGGAGGAUCUCUUGUGGCCAUCCGACACACACCUCUGCCAAUUAGACAUAUUUGGCUGAGUUUUGAUGAGGGCAGAAACUGGGACAAAUAUAGCUUCACCUCCUCUCCUCUCUAUGUUGAUGGGGUGCUGGGGGAGCCUGGAGAGGACACCCUCAUCAUGACAAUAUUUGGUCAUUUCAGUCAUCGAUCCGAGUGGCAACUUGUCAAAAUUGACUUCCGGUCCAUUUUCCAACAAUGGUGCACAUCUGAAGAUUAUCUGACAUGGCAGUUACACAGUGAGGGGGAAGUAUGCAUCAUGGGAAUGAAGAGAAUCUUCCAAAAACUGAAAGCAAACGUUCGAUGUGUCAAGGCCAGAGAUCAGUAUAUUUCCCAGAUGUCAGACUCUUGCCCAUGCACAGAGGCAGAUUUUGAGUGUGACUACGGGUUUGAGAGGCAGAUUGAUGGGAGCUGCACUCCGGCUUUCUGGUUCGUUCCUUCAGCAGCGUCUAGAGACUGCAUCACGGGGGACAGCUUCCUCAACACCACAGGAUAUCGCAAGGCUUUGUCUAACAACUGCACCGAAGGAACUCUGCUGAAGUACAGCCCCAGGCGACAGAAGUGUCCCAGUCAGGUCCCCAGGGGCCUCCAGCUCUUCACCAGCGAGGGAACCCUGGUAGCGACGCUGGGGAGGAAUGUCACCUUCUUGGUCUUUCUGGAAGAGGGUCUUGGCUUCACAACAAGUAUAACAGUGGACUUCGGCGACGGGACCGCCAUAUCGUAUGUUAACAUAAGCUCCAUCGAUGACGGGGUCAAGCAUAUCUACAGUAAAGUUGGCAUCUACCUAGUUUCUGCAACAGCAAGCAACACUCUUGGCUUUGACAGGGUGAUACUGUACCUUCACAUCUCAUGUCAACUUGAACAGGUCCAGCUCUCGGCUCCUUCAGUGGUCGUCAAGAACAAAGCAGUAAAUCUCACCACAGUGUUACAGCCCAGCAACGUGGGGACAGUCAUCUAUUACUGGUGGUUUGAUAACAAAACAGAGCCUGUUGUCACCCUGGACGGAGCGAUGUCCUUCACUUUCUCCAAGGAGGGAAGCCACAGUGUCACUGUUCAGGCUUCAGUUGGCAACACUGUCCAUCAGGACCAAAUGACUGUGGCAGUUUAUGAUUAUUUCCGAUCACAUGUUUUGGCCUUUUCUUCUAAUUUGGACGAGAUGAACCCUGGGGUGUCUGAGUGGAGAGAGGACAUCUGCAGAGUGGUGAAGAGCUCCAUGGUUCAGGUCACAGGAAUCAGUGAGGAUCAGCUCCUGGUCACCGUACUACCGGGCUUACCAACCACGGCCGAGGUUUUCAUUGUGCCUGAGAAGAGGUCAAGAGAUGGAGCCACGGAUGAAAAGUGGGCCCACCUGGAUCAGCUUUCUCAGGUUCUGCUAAGUGCUCUGAACCAAGACCUCAUCCAGUUCACACUCAAACCGGGGGUGCAGGUGAACGUGUAUGCCACGCGGCUGUCUCCGGCUCCUCUUGUGGACAGCAGUGAUAGUGGCCACAGCGGCACUGCAGUCAUCAUGCUCGUCUCAGUCGUACUGAUGGGCUUGGCCGUCUUUGUAAUAUAUAAAUUUAAAAGGAAGAUCCCAGGCAUCAACACAUACACAGCGGAGCAGCCUGACAAAGAACAAGAGGUCAUCCCAACAGUGACCUCCAUAGCAGUCCCAAACCCUGAGGGGGAAAAGCUGACCUCACUGGAUCGUGUGGAUGUACAGUUGGACUCAAAAAGCAGAGGCUACCUGCCAUCUCACACAGACAUCAAGCUCUCUGAUGAAGCGCCCCAUGUGUUUUAAUGUUGAGAGUCUAUGACCGACUCAAAAGCAAUACAUCUUCUUUGGCAGUUACUUCCAGCAAGCUAUGAAACCACGGUCACAAUGAAUGGUCUCGAGUGUUUUGCUACCCAUGCAUGGAUGGACCAGUUCACACUGUGCUGCCUAAUCCCUCUGAGGAGACUGUACAGAUUUAUACUUGCGUCUUGAAAAGGGACACUUUUUGACUGAAAAUACUUGUAUUUUUGCAAGGACAAUGAUCUUUUUAUGUAAAUAAUGUACAUCCAUAAUGGAAGAAGUAAAAGUUAUUUGUCUCAGCUAGUUACAGCUGCGUCUGCUCAAAUAUGAAAAUGUCAAACAGCGGAACAGAAGUGAUGUGUAAUAAUGUCUCAAAAUAUGCUUUGAUUUCUGUUCUUCGGGCUUGUGUUUGUGAAGUUUACUUUGUUUAACUAUGUGGAAAUAGCUUAUCUGAGUGAGACAGUGAGGGACACAGAUUCAUUAAGCUCUGUACAAUCAGUAAAUCUUAUCACCAGAGUCUCAUCAAAUGAAAGCUUGCAAUAUCCAGGAGAUGGAGGAGGGCUUCUAGUCCCAGAUCUGUGUAUUCCAUCAAGUCUGUCUCUUUCCCGCUCAAAAUAUUAUAUGUGUCAUAACAAAAAUAAGAACAGCAGAUUAAAGUGGGUGUACUAGAUAGGUGUAUACAGUCGAUGAGAAACUGAGCAAUCCCUCUUGUUUAGGAGACUUAAAUAAGUUAUUUUAGUGACACUGGAAUGAAUGCUAGCAUCAUAAAUGUUAAACCUACUUUAAAACAGAUUACACAAAAAAAAUCCUUGAAUCUGAAUCAUGCAUAUGGAAUAUUAUUGCAGCAGCAUUCUUGUAUUUGAUUGAUUUACAGUCAAUUUGACUGUUAAACAAUGCAAUGACUUUUAAACUUGUGCUCCAUAUUUAUUUGAUGCCAGGAGCAUUUCUUGUACAUUCUGGUUUCUAGAUGGGAAAACAAAAUGUGAAUCUUCUGAAUAAUUACUGUGUUAACAAAGAGACACUUGCUGUAAUGCAGUAAAAAAAAAAAAAAAAAGAAAAAGUGCCACAGUCUCACAUUAGUUUUAAUUAGUUAUUAGUUCAAGGUUUAUUCGCUACUAGAUUUACAACCAGACAUUUUAAAAAAGAUGCCUUGACACAGUUACAAGAUAUUUCUGAAGCUUUUGUUGUUUUUCUUUGAACUGAUCUCACUGUGAAGGUUGUGGUGCCCUCUUAAAGGUAAAGUACAACAUUGAAACAGCACCAGGUUUGAAUGGAAACAUGCUCUUUUUUUGGGGGGGUUGUGUUGAAAUACCUUUUAUUUAUUCUUGACUGUUCAUAUUAGCCACAUUGAUACCAGCAUCUCCACCUGACAUUUCCUCAGUUUACAGUGAAGCAGAGGAGCCUGCAGUCUGUGUGCUAGGUUUGCCCCCAAGGACUCGGCGGACAAAAGGCUGAAGAUUUGUUCAUCUCCUUUGCUGCGAGGGACGCAGAGAUAGAGAAGACGUAUCUCCUGUCAACAUGGCUCAGCCUACGCACAGAGCUUUGGUCAGCUGCUGUCUCUUUGGGAUAAGUACUGAAGUUCUUCUUCAUCAAACUUUUCUUUUUAAAUGUUGUCAGCAUCAUAUGUCAGUAAGACAAAUUGACUAGAGGCUUCUCCAUACUUCUUCCCUCCAAUCCUCCGAUUGAGCCUGAAGCAUAAAUAAACUCGUACUCUUCAUCAGACGAACUCUGCCUCUCCACGCCGAUCAUCAGAAGAGUUUUAUUUUGUGCUUGAUAUUUAUUUAACAGAAUUUUUUUUUGUAGUCCCACUAAUCAACCUGUGAAUACGAUUGUGAACAUAUUUGCAUGAUGUUUUUUUUUCGAUCUUUCAACUUAAAUACUUAAAAUAUGUCUUAAUUAAGAGAAAAAUGAAAUGUUAGAAAUGUGAACUGCGGUAUUUUCCAUUUCUCAAGAGGCUAGACGACUCAUUCAUUACAAGUGAUGUGAUUAUUCAGUGGGUUGUUACUAUGUUCUUCAUUUGACCUUGCAGAAGUAACCAUGGUUGCAGAAUAAAGCAGAAACACAAACAUUAA
Molecule: messenger RNA, 9052 nt
Organism: Seriola aureovittata
Lineage: Eukaryota; Metazoa; Chordata; Actinopteri; Carangiformes; Carangidae
Product: VPS10 domain-containing receptor SorCS1-like
Exons: 27
Coding region: 3252-6986 (1244 amino acids)
Biological process (GO): post-Golgi vesicle-mediated transport
Cellular component (GO): Golgi apparatus; membrane
Molecular function (GO): protein binding
Source: RefSeq, a predicted model, not a curated record